GCCGGGCCGCGCCGGUGGCGGCGGGCGCGGGGAUGGGCGAUGUGGCGGCUGGGGGCGGCCUGGGCGCGGCCCGCGGCGCUGCGCGGGGCCCGGGGCCGGCGGGGGUCCUGGAGCGGCGCGCCGGGGGCCGCCUGCGCGGGCGGAGCGGCCGCGGGCUCCUCGGCGGGCGGCCUGGCCCUGCGCGCCCGGCCCGGCCCGAGCGGCGCCGGCGGCUAUAAACAUCUGAUAAAAGAAGAUGAUAGAAAGACAGUUAUAUGUAUUGAGGGGAACAUUGCAAGUGGGAAAACAACAUGCCUGGAUUAUUUUGCACAAACUACCAGCAUUGAGGUUUUGACAGAACCAGUGGCCAAGUGGAGGAACGUUCGUGGUCAUAAUAUCCUGGGCUUAAUGUACCAAGAUGCAUCAAGAUGGGGGAUAACAUUGCAGACUUACAUACAGCUUACAAUGUUGGAGCAGCAUACUAGACCAAUGGUUUCCCCUGUAAGGAUGAUGGAGCGAUCAAUUCACAGUGCAAAAUACAUUUUUGUAGAGAAUUUGUAUCGAAGUGGAAAAAUGCCAGAGGUGGAUUACGUUGUCCUAACAGAAUGGUUUGACUGGAUCCAGAACAACACUGAUGUUUCGGUUGAUUUGAUAGUUUAUUUGCAGACUUCUCCUGAAGUUUGUUAUGAGAGGUUAAAGAGAAGAUGCAGGGAAGAGGAAAAAAUCAUUCCUCUGGAAUAUCUAGAAGCUAUUCAUCAGCUCUAUGAAGAGUGGCUUAUCAAACAUACACUGUUCAAAGUAUCCUGCCCAGUGCUUGUUAUUGGAGCUGACCAUGACAUGCAGAAAAUGAUAGAAAAGUACGAAGAAAACCGGGACCAAAUAUUAAAUCCCUAUAAUAUGCAAGACCAUUUAUAGAAGUCUACAGUUGUUGUAUUUUAAAAAAAAGUUUAUGAAGUCUGGUUUAGGGGCAAUUUUUAGAGUUUUUAAUAUUUCUAAAUAUAAUGGGGUUUGCUUUUGAAUUAUGCUUUAUAGAAUGUUGUGGACUUACUGCUGUGAAAUGUUCUGUUAAUGCCUCGUAUCUGAACAGAAGCCAGUUCCCUUUCAUGUUUUUAUUUUCUCCAUCAGCUUUACUAUGUCAAUUCUGUUCAGCUAAAAUACAUCUAUUUCUCCCAUUUCCCACUUCACUGCUGCUUCCUAGAAGUAACAUAAGUUUCUUCCUUUUUUUUCUUAAAGACAAUCCCAUUUUUGUAAUUUGAAAAAAAUAGUUCCAUACAAAAGGUGAGAUGUCCUUUAUUUUAUGAGAGGAAGCAAAUGAAGUGCAUUGAGUUGAUGCAGCUUUGUUAAAUAGGUCUUGUCAAGCCAAAAUGGGGGGUUUUAAACUAAUCCUAUCUACACUAGUGCAAUUGCAUUGAAUUUAGUAAGCUUCUUCUGCUUUACAUGAAACUACAAUAUAGCUGUAGUUCUGAAGAUAACUAUGUACAAGUACAGUCCCACUGAAUUCAGUGGCAAAAAAACCCCCACGGUUUUUGGAAGCAGUUGCAGAAUGGCUUUUAGGCUUUUUUUGAAGCUAGGUUUUUAAAAGGACUUUUAUCUCUAAUGUUCAUGAAAUCACUGGCCCUGUGGUAGCCAAGUUGAGAACUAGUGAAAAUGCAGGGUGCACAGAACUGUGUUUGUUGUUCCUUUCAAAUGGUUAUAAAAAAGCUUGAAUUAAUUGACUUCUUAACUGUUUUGGGUCAUUCAUUUGUACCUUUUUUAAAAAAGAGAAAUACAGGUGAUGAUUUAGGUUUAUAUCUUGAUCAGUUUAUUGUGACUUACAGGUAUGUUAAGAGUAGAGAAACGUAGUGGAGAUUUAUUUUACACUUUAGCUGUUGAGUGUUGAGUUGGUCUUAUUUUCUGCUUUACCUUCCUAGUGUUGUCUUCAAGAUAAUCCUGACAGUUCUGUUUUCACAUUACUUCUGUUUGCAGGGAAUUAUUUGUGAAGUACAGUAUGUAAUUAAUUUUUUUUUUUAUAUAUAAUAGUUUUGGAUGGUUUAAUUGGAGCAAGCAAGGUUAACAGUGCUGUAAAACACACUUUAAUGUAGUUGAGCAUAUCAUAGCUUUGUAGUGGAUGCUUCUAAAAAUGGCUAGUGCUUUGAUCAUUUAUUACAGACAUUUGUCUGGAACUUGUUGGAGGAUACAGAUUUGCAGGAACUUGGGUUUUUUUCCUGUUUCACCUGAUUUUGAACAGUGUCUGAUGGUAUUACUUUUGGAGUUCUCUGCUUUUUAUUUUGUAGUUUUUUGGUAGCUGGUUUUGUGGUAUGCCUAAAAAUCAUUGUAGUUGAAAUGACUGCACCAUUUUCCAAGGCAGGAAAUGCAGUUCAUUUCUUGUUAUUUCCAUCUGGUGAGAUUUUUUUUUUCCAAAUCAGUACAGCUUAAUAAUGAUCAGUGCACUGAGACAGCACUUCCUAGUGAGCUGCUAUACUAAAGCUGAUGAACUCAGCAUUGCCAUCCAGUUGUACAGCUUUGGAAUCUUAGCUUAAAAAUAAGAUGUGUGUUAAGUAAUCAUCUUACUUACUCAAGCUUAUUUGCAGGGGGAUGGUACUAAUUCUUGAAACCUGUUAAACUUUCAAAGCUUUUUGUAUCAGAGACCAAAGGAACUAUUUCUUUGGAAACAGUUCUGUAAACUUACAGUCAUCUUCAGUUUGUUCUUCUAAUUUCAUUAUGGGUUGUAGAAGCCAAGGAUGUAUAUUUUGCAUACAGUCCAAAAAAAAGCACUUAACUGUUUUGCACAGAAAAUUUUACAGUACAAAGAAUCUCACUUAUCUUUCAGCUUUUGAAAGCAAAUUUUUAUCCGAUUUCUCCCUUCAUUACAUCAAAACAGUAGUUUGGAUGGAAGUUAGUGAUAUUCAUAAUUACAGUGUAAUAUAAGGGAAUAAAUUCUAUCUCUUAUUUAUUAAAGAUUAGGGAUGCAGUGGCUACAUGUGUACGUUUUGUUACCUAUUACUUUUCAUGUAUAGAUUGUCAUAUAUGUCAUAUAUGGGAAGGUUGGGGUAUUUAAGGAAAACUGGGAACAAAACCAAACAGAUGCUUGUUAUAUGUCAUAAAUGUUAAAAUGUUUGCAGUCUGCUAUAGAUGUGUAGAUAAAAAUACUGUGUACUUAUAAAGAGCUGUUUUUAAGCCUGGAA
Messenger RNA from Apus apus (common swift), 3143 nucleotides. RefSeq names its product thymidine kinase 2 (gene TK2). The transcript has 10 exons. NCBI's taxonomy places the organism in Eukaryota, Metazoa, Chordata, Aves, Apodiformes, Apodidae. Gene Ontology annotation, molecular function: deoxynucleoside kinase activity. The coding region runs from base 40 to 894 and encodes 284 amino acids. The record is from RefSeq and is a predicted model, not a curated record. Gene Ontology annotation, cellular component: mitochondrion; cytoplasm.